UUUCAAUUCAAGUUUAAAUGUGUUUCUCUUGUUUAAUAUGUGAAUUGUUGCCCAUUGUCGGCCAAUCUAGGAUAAACAAGGAGCUGUGUUUGUACUGUUAAAUAACUGCAUUAAGAAGCUUUCAGAUUUGGGCUGUUGAAACUUUAUUAUACGUGGGCUAUAUAACAAAAUAAACAAAAACAUAAACAAAAUCGAGGUAUAGGCUUACUGAAAACACUGGGGGGUCAUCGACCUGAAACCCGUAAGUUUCGUUUUCCUUGGAAAGUGAAAGCUGCUGCUUCUGCCAGGAGGAUGACCUUAAAGCAGCCGAGUUUCUUGAACGGUCCAGUACGUUCACAUAUGACAUGUAGUAUUUAAGUAUCAAACGGAUUUAACAAAAGACAAGUCAAAUCCCAGCUUUGAUUCACCGCGCCUGCUGACUGAAUCGACAGGAAGUGAAAUCAGCUGUUAUCAAAAGUAUCAAUACCAGUAUCGGUUGUUAAAGUACUCUGCUACAAGUACAGCAGAGUACAGAACAGACACUGAACAGCAUAUGAAGUUACAACUGAUGGAAAUCAGCAGGCAGUUCUGCAGAGAUCUGAACAUGAUGUGGAUGGUGUGGUGUUCACAGUCCGAGCCAGCCUGGAGCCUCACACCUCCUCCCCUGCAGGAGGACAGGGUUUUACAGCACCUGCACAGAGCCCACAGCCCAUGCCUGCCUCAACAGCUCCACCAAGUGGUGAAGAGUAUGAACUACAACCUGAUUCUUACCCCCUCCAUGACCUAAAGGAGUGUCCCAAGGCACACAGCAGCACAGCAAGAGGAUCCACUGCUGGAGCUCCUGGGAACAGUGUCCAUGUAGAGGUCAUUCAGGGAACCAUUGAGACCCAGCAGGUGGAUGCUGUGGCAUCGCCCAUGGUCGGCCAUCACCCUCUCUCAACUCGUAUUGGACAAACUUUGUCCGAGAUGGCUGGACACCAGAUGAAGGUAAAGUUCCUAGAGGAAGCAGGAGAAGGAAUUUUCCCUGGUGACACGGUGCUGGUGGAGGACUUGCCUGGACUUCCAUCUCGUGCAGUGUUCUUCCUCAGCCUCAUUCCUUGGGAUGAAGACCAAGAUGGAGCUGCUGUCCAGGCUCUGAGACUGGGCAUCAACACAAUCCUGACUUCCUGUGAGAAUAAAGGGUUCGGAUCUGUUGCCCUUCCUGUACUCGGAGCUGGAAUCGCCCUGCGUUUUCCUGACAGCGUGGUAGCCAGGGUUCUGCUGGAGGAAAUUCAUUCAUUCGAACAGGAUCGAGCCAGCAGAACACCACUGCUGGUCCGCAUCAUCAUCCACCCCGAUGACGAAGAGCUUAGUGAGGUCUUCACGCCUGCCCAGGAAGCUCUCCAACUGAAAGAAUUCACAAAAGAUGUUCACCAACCAGAUCAAGGGCCAACUACAAAGAGGAUUGUACUGUUAGGGAAAACUGGAUCUGGCAAAAGCAACCUAGCUAACACCAUAUUUGGAGAAAAGGUAUUCAUCACAAAUCAUUCUCCCAACUCUGGAACAAGCGAAUGCCAAGCAGAAACCAAAUCUGUCAAUGGAAGAAGCGUCACUUUGAUCGACACGCCUGGUUUAUUUGAUGCGGGGAGGUCUGAAGAGGAACUGAGGCCUGAGAUAUUGAGCUGUAUCACAGAGUGCGCUCCUGGGCCUCACGCUUUUCUCAUUGUGCUUAGAGUGGAGAAAUUCACAGAGCACGAGCAGGCUGUCAUCAAUAAAAUAUGUCAAUAUUUCUCUGGAGAUGCUCUGAAAUAUGCUGUGAUCGUCUUCACUCAUGGCGACCAGCUCCCUAAGGGGAUGAAAAUCGAGGAGUUUGUCAGUCAGAAUGUGAGUCUCAGUGAUCUGGUGAAGCAGUGUGGAGGUCGCUGCCACGUCGUGGAUAAUAAAUACUGGAAGAACAAACUGCAGAAUAACUACAGGAGCAACCAGUUCCAGGUGGAGGAGCUGCUCAGCACAAUUGACAAGAUGGUGAUGGAAAACAAUGGAGGCUACUACACUAAUGACAUGUUGCAAGCAGUGGAAAAUGAAGUACAGGCAGAAGAAGAAGAGAUACGACAGAAAUCAGGAAACAUGUCAGAGGAAGAGAUCAGAAAACAAGCUAAAAGCAAAGUGUCUCAGAGGUUUCUGAUCCAGCUGGCAGGUACUGCAACAGGGGCACUGUUAGGCGCCUUCUUUGGUGUUGCAGCAAUGGUUGGAUUAGUUAUCACGGCUCUGCACAACACUUCAGGCUUGUUGAAACUCAUUAAAAAACCAGCAGUAGGAGGGGUGGCUGCAGCAGCAGCAGCAGGAGGAGGAGAAGUAGCAGUCAUAGCUGCUGGAGUCACGGUAGGUUUGGCUGCAGCAGCAACUGGAGCAACUAUGGGUGGGAUGAUAGGACACGAAGCAGCUGAGAGAGCAGAAACACCACAGGAGGCAGCACAGAUGGCAUUUAAUUCUGUCAUUGAGAAAAGUAAAGCGCAAUUAAAGCAACUGUAGCUGAUAUUUUCAUGACUGCAGUGUCUCAAAUGUCUGAACACCUUGAGAGGCUGUGCUGCGUUCUCAUUUUGUUUAAAGUGACUCUUCUGUUAUUACCGAUGGACAGAUUUGUGUUUGUAGCCAACUUCUGCCUCCACCACCUCUGGAGGAAAACAUCUGCACUGUAAAUGGUCCACUUUGUUCACCAGCUGGACAGUUUGGUCUGACUGUCUGCCGUUUGGUGCUGAGCACAACACCAGCUGUCUGUAGAGGCUGGACCCAAGCCUGAUCAUAAUCAAUAGUCAAUAAUAAUAGUAGCCAGAAAAUCAGAACAAUGAGUUUAAAGAAGUUAAUAGUCUCCAUAGAGCUGAAUGAAACUGGGUGAUGAGUCUUUUUUGGGGAUUUGACUUUAUGAGGGACGACUUUCAGAUUUAACUGACUUCAAGAUGUUGGCUGAUGAUUCACUUCCUUCCACUGAUUUGUUUCUCUGUAUUGAGCUAUUGUUGAUUUGUUCUAAAUCAGUUUUUCAACAAUAAAAGCGCUGAUUGUGCACAA
Scatophagus argus is the source of this 3024-nucleotide messenger RNA. RefSeq lists its product as uncharacterized. Bases 691 to 2490 code for a protein of 599 amino acids. The transcript is spliced from 7 exons. The record is from RefSeq and is a predicted model, not a curated record. NCBI's taxonomy places the organism in Eukaryota, Metazoa, Chordata, Actinopteri, Scatophagidae. Gene Ontology annotation, molecular function: GTP binding.